Messenger RNA from Ipomoea triloba (trilobed morning glory), 819 nucleotides. RefSeq lists its product as uncharacterized. Gene Ontology annotation, biological process: cell division; chromosome segregation; mitotic cell cycle. The record is from RefSeq and is a predicted model, not a curated record. Lineage: Eukaryota; Viridiplantae; Streptophyta; Magnoliopsida; Solanales; Convolvulaceae. Gene Ontology annotation, cellular component: spindle microtubule; outer kinetochore. Gene Ontology annotation, molecular function: microtubule binding. The coding region runs from base 97 to 564 and encodes 155 amino acids. The transcript has 5 exons.
ACACCGAAUAAGAGCGGAUUUUCCCCGCUCCAGAAUUCAAAAUCGCCCAUUCUACAUUUCUACACUCUCCAUAAACCAACAACAGUGAGGAGCUAGAUGGGGCAUCCCCAUGAUUAUCAUCACCAAGCAGCAGAUGGGUUAGUGAGCCUCUUCACCAAAGCAAACCACGAUCUUAAUCUCGUCUCCUUCAAGCUCGAGAAGGAGUUCCAGCAAGUCUACUCCGACAACACUAACCCUAUGAAGCUUGUGUCACGGAUUAACAAGAUACAGGAAGAAUUGGCGUCCAUACAGGAGCAGUGUCGCGAGCUUCUAGCUGCCAAACAGGAUUUAAUUGACAAAGCCAGGACUACCUUAGUUGGGAAUCGGUCAUUGGUGCAGAAACUUCAAGCGUCCGCAGGUGUACCUGUCAUUGAUGACAGUAAUGAUCCAGAAUUUGCUAAUUUCAACCAGGUAAUUGAUGAAUGGACAGCUCAAGUAAGAGCGGGAGCAGAUGAUGAAGAUCAGGAGGCGGUUUCUGAGGAUAUCAACCAUCUUCUCUUUUCAGCAAUUGUGCCAGGGAACUGAGCAGAGGAUUUCAUGAGUUCUCAGGUGGUAUAGACUAUAGAGUAGACAUAUAAUGUCUAGUUUGGCAAGGCUCUGGUGGCUUCUUUUAAAAGAAGGGUUUUCAUCCUUGUUUAGUCUGGAAAGUGUAGCUAUUAGGGAGCAUUCAAGAUCAUGGAUACUCUAAAAUUGAUUCACUAUUGUAAAUUUGUUCCUAUCUUUAAACAUGUUUUGCUCCAAAAUUUCAUCAAAUGCCAAUGCAGUUUGUGUGAGGUCUCA